UUCCUCUUUGGCCAGGUUGUGUCGUUGUGCAGACUCCAAGCUCGGGAUGUUGUCAUUCUUCCCAGGAAGUGUAUCCCAGUAACAAAGCAGGAAGCGGCGCUUACAAGGCAGACAGCUCUCGGUCCAUGGUUUUUAAAACAGCAUCCCAAACAUGGAGUUCAUCAGGACCACCAAGGUGGAGCAGGUGAAAUUGUUGGAUCGAUUCAGUCCUAGCAACAAAUCUGCAUCAGGAACACUGUACCUCACUGCUACUCACUUACUGUUUAUAGACUCCCAGCAAAGAGAAAUUUGGAUUUUGCACCACCAUAUUGCUGCAGUGGAGAAACUUGCUUUAACUACUAGUGGCUGUCCUCUGGUUAUACAAUGCAAGAAUUUUCGAGUGGUGCACUUUAUCGUCCCAAGAGAGAGGGAUUGCCAUGACAUUUACAAUUCUCUUCUACAGCUCUCAAAACCAGUGAGAUAUGAGGAUCUCUACGCAUUUUCCUACAACCCAAAACAAAAUGAUUCAGACCAAAUCAUUGGUUGGCAGCUUAUUGAUCUGAAGAAAGAAUUUCAACGCAUGGGAGUUCCUAAUUCUAACUGGAACCUGUCUGAUGUUAACAGAGACUACAAGGUGUGUGAGACCUAUCCUCAAGACUUGUAUGUCCCAACAAUGGUAAGCAAGCCUAUUAUUGUUGGAAGUUCAAAGUUUAGGAGCAAAGGAAGGUUCCCUGUGUUGUCGUAUUAUCACAAAGAGAAACAGGCUGCUAUUUGUAGGUGCAGCCAGCCCUUGUCUGGCUUUAGUGCUCGCUGUCUGGAAGAUGAACAUAUGCUUCAGUCCAUUACCAAAGCUAAUCCUGUGUGUAAGAGCAUGUAUGUCAUGGACACAAGGCCAAAGCUGAAUGCUAUGGCUAAUAGAGCAGCAGGCAAGGGGUAUGAGAAUGCAGACAACUAUUCUAACAUCAAGUUUCAGUUUGUUGGAAUUGAGAAUAUUCACGUUAUGAGAUCCAGUCUGCAAAAGCUUUUAGAAGUUGGUGGGACAAAAUCUGUAUCUGUUAAUGAUUUUUAUAAUGGUUUAGAAAAUUCAGGAUGGCUCCGUCAUAUCAAAGCUGUGCUGGAUGCUGCUGUUUGCUUAGCUAAGGCCAUAAAUGAUGAAAACGCCAGUGUAUUAGUGCAUUGCUCUGACGGCUGGGACCGCACAUCUCAAGUUUGUUCUUUAGGAUGCUUAUUGUUGGAUUCAUUUUACAGAACCAUUGAAGGAUUUAUGGUCUUAAUUGAGAAGGACUGGAUUUCGUUUGGUCACAAAUUCUCGGAAAGAUGUGGGCAAUUAGAUGGUGAUUCAAAGGAGAUCUCUCCAAUAUUCACACAGUUCCUGGAAAGUGUGUGGCAUCUCAUGGAGCAGUUUCCACGAUUCUUUGAGUUCAAUGAAGCUUUUUUGCUUCAAAUUCAUGAACAUGUUCACUCGUGUCAGUUUGGAAACUUCAUAGGAAACUGUCAAAAAGAGAGGGAAUAUAUGAGAUUAAAAGAGAAAACUCAUUCCUUGUGGGCCUAUCUACAAGCAGAACAAAGCAAAUAUCGGAACCCUAUAUUUGAUCCAGAUUCCUUAAAAACGUUCCCAGUAUUAGUGCCAAACACAAUACAUUUCAAUUUCAAGUUUUGGAGAAACAUGUAUCACCAGUUUGACAAGUCAAUGCAUCCAAGACAGUCCUUACCUGCUUUGCUUUUGAAAAUCACUGAAGAAAACAAAACUCUGGAAGACGAACUUCAACAAUUACAGUUGAAAAUCAGGAAUCUAAAGAAAGAAGAGUUUGCCAGCAAUGACUCCGUUGUCCUCAGUUCUCCAGUGUCUCCCAAGCUCAAUAAUUCUACUUCUUUUCAGAAAGAGAGCACUGUUCUCAAGGAGAAUGAUGUCAAUCGAACUGUAGAGAGCACCAACACGACAGACAACCGCUACACAGAGUAUACAGAGGAGCUGUCCAAAGCUGAACCUUCUGUUGUUAGCUUGGAGUUUGGAGUGGCAAGAAUGACUUGUUAAGAGCUGGAAUUAGUCUUGUUUAACUCCUUCAGUACUGUAGGAGAUAGCAUUUUACAUAUUGCAGAGAAAAGAUCAGUGCUUCAUUAUUCUGACAAAUGGAAAGAAAAUUAACCAUAGGAGAGUUCAAAUUAACAUUGUGUUUUCAGAGUUAAAAAAACUAUGUAACAUGCUUGAACGGGUUAA
Molecule: messenger RNA, 2197 nt
Organism: Bombina bombina (fire-bellied toad)
Lineage: Eukaryota; Metazoa; Chordata; Amphibia; Anura; Bombinatoridae
Gene: MTMR6
Product: myotubularin related protein 6
Exons: 14
Coding region: 152-2014 (620 amino acids)
Biological process (GO): dephosphorylation
Cellular component (GO): nuclear envelope
Molecular function (GO): phosphatidylinositol-3,5-bisphosphate phosphatase activity
Source: RefSeq, a predicted model, not a curated record